AUGGGUCGGCCGAAAACCCGCCGCGCGCUCAGCGCGAGCCGCUUCCAUGAAGGUUCCAUGAACGACCGCACCUCGGCAGCACCGCCAGUGCAGUUCAUGGGCCCCGAUGAGAUUGCCGCAUUGGAGCGUCCAGUCUCCGCAAGCAUUCGAUCCCAGCCUCGGCCGGUUAGUGACGACUGGGCCGACAAGCAGGUGAAGCAAAAAAGACUUCUUGGUCAGGUUUGGGACGGCGUGCGAGGUCGACUGCGUUUCAAGAAGGAUGGGGAGGAUGAGAGAGGCUCUAGAAGGCGAGAGAGGAGCCGUAAGCGGGAUCAGUCGGAAUCAAGAGGGAGACAGAGGGAGAGGGAUGACAGGUCCAGAGAAGAGAAGCCUAUCGAGGAGCCUCAGAGGGAGGAGAUGCCGAGCCGGGAAGAGAUCCUGGCCAACUAUCAUCACUUGAUGGCGUCGGGCUUCUUUUCGUCUCAUGCUAUUCAGUCUACUCGCCAGCCGCCUCCUGGCUCUUCUCGAUCCUCCACCCAAUCUUCCUCUCACUCUUCUGUUCAGCCACCUACUCCGGCUUCCUCGGCAAACAUCCUCGAAGCUUUGUCUCGAGCACCUACACCUCAGAACCUGGCCCCUCGCCCACCAGUAUCCCGAGUACCAACUCCUCGAGCUCCUACCCCACGGGCCCCUACUCCUACACCAACUACCAACCCUACCUCGCCGUCCAGGUCUCGACACUUUCACAGAAACCACUCACCUCAGCAUGAUCCACAAGCUGCUACCUAUGAGGAGCUUGUCGCCUGUGGCUUCUUCUCUCCCCCAGCUCCUGCAGCUGUUCCACCACCAACUCCCAAGGGCGCUGCACCAGCUCCUCUUGUCCACACUGGUCAAGGCUCGCGAGACUAUCUUCAGCCGCCUCAACCGACGCGAAAAUCCUCUCGGUCUCGGUCAGUGACACCAUCGGUUUCUCGCUCUCAUUCCCCUCUUCAGUCGCCAGCCAGUGCUUCUUCUAGGGGAACCAAGAGAGCAGCAGUUGACCCGACCUCUGACGACGAGGACGACGAUGCGGCUCGAGAUCCGCCUACCCCGAACAAGAAACUACGCAAAAUGGCAUCUCGAGAUAUUGCGAUUCCCAAGCUACGGAAUGUUGCAUCUCGGCGAGCCAUUCUCUCUCGACGCAGUGUUUCGGGGCCUCAUGGAUCUAGCAAGGAACGCAACACCCUUGCCCGCCGUGUCCUCGGACAUUUACCUGGCGGCAAUGGUCGCAGUUCCUUUGAUUCACCUGACCGUCGAACCGAAGCUGCAUCUAGACGAAGCGCAGAUGUCCCUAGACGCAGUGCAGAUGUUCCUAGACAGCCACUACAAGAAGUUCAGCACUCACGAGUUCUACGAUCACGCAGGAGUGCUGCCGAAGCGCUCCGUGUUGCGCCCAACACCAACCGGGGCAUUCCCAAGGUGCCAAACAUUCCCGAAAAGUUCACCAUUUACGACGAGGAUGCCGAGAACAUUGCCCCAGCAGUGCAUAUUAGCUACUAGUUGACAGCACUGGCAUGUUAGAUCGACCCUGUCGAGUUGUGAUGGAUGGGAAGCGCCUUGGAUCUUUACGACAACGAAAAGGAGUGAUGGUGAGACGACAACGACUAGAGUCUUCUUCUUGACUCUUCGUCUCGAUAACCGAGGAUGGACGAUUUUUUAUGCGGCCACGACUUUCUUCUUUUUCAUUCUUGAUGACGACAAACACACAAAACAACGUUGCUUUUGGUAUUUUUGAGCGUCGGCUUGUUGUUAACUGUAUUCAUGCUGGAGAUAUCCAUGAUGACAUGACAUGCGACAUGACACUUUUGGUUUUGAAACGUCUCUUUUUCUCUGCUCCGUCUACUUUGGUCGAAGCCUUGAUAUUUGGGGGUUUGUUUAUUUAUUCGGACAAUGAAUGGGAUCUGGGUCUAGGAUUUGCUGGCAUCGCAAGGCAAGGAAGGGUCUGGAUGUCAAUUUGAUAUUGGGGGGUGGGGGAAUGGGGUACAAUGGUCCUUUGUCCUUGUACGCAUGAAUACGCUCGGUUUGGAAGGGACUGGUAAGGAAGGGAAUAAGGGGCGUUAGGUUUAACUCUGGUACGUUGAUAAUAAUGAAUGACAC
Fusarium vanettenii 77-13-4 is the source of this 2115-nucleotide messenger RNA. RefSeq lists its product as uncharacterized. Bases 1 to 1518 code for a protein of 505 amino acids. The record is from RefSeq and is a predicted model, not a curated record. Lineage: Eukaryota; Fungi; Ascomycota; Sordariomycetes; Hypocreales; Nectriaceae. The transcript has a single exon.